AUGCAGAUCUUGGGCUUCAGUUCUGUAAACUUACAAUUUCAUAGCUUCAUUUUUGCGAUUGCUAUUGCAUCGUGCUUUGUACGAGUCUCCUCAUCAUCAAAUGAAACUGACAAAUCCGCAUUGCUUGCAUUCAAGGCUGGGAUAACUGAGGACCCCUUUGGGGUGCUUAGCUCCUGGAAUAAUACCGUCAACCUUUGCCAAUGGUAUGGCGUCACAUGCAGUCGCCGGCACCCCAACAAAGUCACCGUGUUGGCCCUGUAUUCUCAGAAACUCUCAGGGUCUAUCUCCCCUCAUAUCGGGAACCUUAGCUUCUUAAGGGUAUUGUUGCUCUAUAAUAAUAGCUUUUACCAUGAAAUUCCUCCGCAAAUCGGGCGGUUGCACCAGUUACGCAACUUGUCGCUAGCCAAUAAUUCUCUCACAGGUGAAAUCCCCAAGAACAUAUCAGGUUGCCUCGACCUCUUCAAUGUCGAAUUGUCUGGAAACCAAUUGAGUGGAGAAGUGCCUCUAGAAAUAGGUUCUAUGGCGAAGCUUCGCUUUCUUUAUGGAUCAGAAAAUAAUCUAAGAGGAAGUAUCCCUUCUUCAAUUGGCAACUUGUCAUCAUUGGAGGAGGUUUGUCUUGACAAUAAUUACUUAGGCGGGAGUCUUCCUCGGGCUCUAGGCCAACUGACCAAACUAUCGGCACUUGUUUUCCCACAGAACAGGUUGUCUGGUACGGUUCCACCUUCGCUCUUCAAUUUAUCUUCAUUGAAAGGACUUGACAUAGGUUAUAACCAAAUACAUGGAAGUCUUCCCACUACAAUAGGCUUUGGUCUCCCCAACUUAGAAUUUUUCAGCAUCGCUUCAAACCAAUUUGUUGGCUCAAUCCCUCCGGGGAUACCUAAUAAUGCUACAAAGCUAAGGGUAUUUCAACUUGGAACCAACAGACUCUCUGGGAAAGUACCAUCUUUUGAAAGUUCGCAUAACUUUCAAAUUUUUAGCAUUCAACUUAAUCACCUCGGAAGUAGGGGAUCUGGUGACUUGAAAUUCCUUUGCUCAUUAACCAAUAUGACUAGCUUACUUGUCUUAAGUGUUGCUGAUAAUAGAUUUGGUGGGCCAUUACCGAGAUGCAUUGGUAAUCUCUCCAUUGCUAUCAAACAAUUACUUUUCGGACGAAAUCUUAUCAUUGGCGAGAUUCCUAGAGAAAUCGGCGAUCUUGUGAACUUAGAGAUCUUGUCAAUGGAAAACAACAAUUUUUCAGGUGCUAUCCCGAUUGAUUUGGGAAAUCUUCAAAAUCUGGUGAUUAUGAGUCUCUACUAUAACAAUCUAUCAGGGGUAAUUCCAUCCUUUUUGCAGAAGAUGAAGCGAUUGUUAAAAUUAUAUCUUUCCAAGAAUCACUUUCAUGGACACAUACCUUCACAUCUAGAUAAUUGUAGUCUAACGGAGCUCGAUCUUUUCGACAACAAUCUCAGUGGUUCCAUAUUCCCAGCGGUCAAAACUCUCCUUUAUUUAAAUUUGUCUAACAACCAUUUGAGCGGGGCUCUUCUGGUGGAAGUGGGGCAAAUUGACCAUUUAGAUACUUUGGACAUCUCAGGCAAUAUAUUCAGUGGUGAAAUUCCAAGCACUCUAGGUGAUUGUAAUGCAUUGGUAGUAUUAGUAAUGAAUAAUAACCACUUCCAAGGAUCCAUUCCUCAAUCAAUUAGCUCAUUAAGAAGUAUUGAGGAAUUGGAUCUUUCGAAUAACAAUCUCUCGGGUGAGAUUCCGAAGGUGCUUCUCGUUCUCAUUUUUGUGUAUGUAUGUUGGUUGAAGAAGAAGAAAGCACAAGAACCAACUUCAAGUUCCGUAGCCGAAAGCUGGCAAAACUUAUCUUAUGGAACUCUUCUCAAAGCAACUAAUGGUUUUUCUUCAACUAAUUUGAUUGGUCUUGGUAGUUUUGGAUCCGUUUACAGGGGAAUACUCCAGGAGAAUGGGACUAAUGUUGCCGUGAAGGUGCUUAAUUUAACGUGCCAUGGUGCUCUCAAGAGCUUCAAAGCCGAGUGUGAGGCCCUAAAGUGUAUCAAACACCGAAAUCUUUUGAAGAUAGUAACAGUAUGCUCAGGUAUUGAUUAUAACGGAAAUGACUUUAAGGCUUUAGUCUAUGAGUUCAUGGUCAAUGGUAGCCUCGAAGAGUGGUUGCACCCAUGUCCAAUACCAGCUGAUGCGGAUGGGCCCUCAAAAUUUUUGAAUCUCAUCCAAAGGAUAAAGAUUACCAUCGACAUUGCUUUUGCACUAGAAUAUCUUCAUAACCAAUGCCACAACACCAUAGUUCAUUGUGAUCUAAAGCCAAGCAAUGUGCUUUUAGAUGCAGAAAUGGUUGGACAUGUUGGUGACUUUGGAUUGGCAAAGUUCAUCCUUGAAUCCACUUCUUACACGAACACAAAUAUAAGCUCAGCUGGUUUGAGAGGAACAAUUGGUUAUGCUGCUCCAGAAUAUGGAAUGGGAAGUGGGGUUUCUAUUGAAGGGGAUGUGUAUAGUUAUGGCAUCCUCAUGCUAGAGAUGUUCACAGGAAUGAGUCCGACAACUGAGAUAUUCAAAGAAAAUUUCAACCUUCAUAAUUUUGUUGAGGAAGCUUUGCCAAAACGAGUCCUAGAGAUCACCGAUCCCAUUCUAGUUCAAGAAGUAGAGAGCAAUGCAGGCCAAAGCAGAAAGGGUACAAUCCAAAAUUGUCUGCUAAUGAUCUACAAAAUUGGGAUUGCCUGCUCAGUUGGAGUCCCAAGAGAUCGAAUGAGCAUCACAGAUGUAACAGCUCAACUAUGUUCGAUUAGGGACAGACUUUACGCAGCUGGCUUAUGAGGAUAGGAGUUAUACUAAAGCAAUAAACUCAAUUGUCUGAUAAUGCGAAGAUGGAGCCAUGGAAGUAAUAAGAUCAUCAUGCAGAACCAAAGUGGCUUGGAACCACUAUGGCAUAUGGGAACCUUUAGUUAACUCGAAUUCAAUGACAAUGUCUUCGUCCUCCGGGAGGUAGGGAGACGUGGCAGAAGGUCUUUAUCUCUGAUGCCAAUGUGGGACAACUGCUUCUCUAACGUGUUGUGAGGUUGGUGAAUCGAGUUCUGAUGUAGACUAUGAAUAGUUUAGACCGUGAAGAACAUACGUGUGUUUCAUUAUUCCUUUAAGACGAAAGUUGGCAU
This is a messenger RNA of Eucalyptus grandis, 3143 nucleotides long. RefSeq names its product probable LRR receptor-like serine/threonine-protein kinase At3g47570. Bases 1 to 2808 code for a protein of 935 amino acids. Gene Ontology annotation, molecular function: ATP binding; protein binding; protein kinase activity. Gene Ontology annotation, biological process: protein phosphorylation. The transcript is spliced from 4 exons. The record is from RefSeq and is a predicted model, not a curated record. Lineage: Eukaryota; Viridiplantae; Streptophyta; Magnoliopsida; Myrtales; Myrtaceae.